AUGAACGGCCUAGGAAGCGUGCACGUCAGAGCUGCGAUACCUGCAAAGCACGUAAGACCAGGGGUUUCUGGCGAUGUCUUCGACCAGUCGAUCAAGCUACUUCGCCAUUUCGUAUCGGAAGAAGAGCUGCCUGAUCUGACGGUAGAGAACAUUCAGAAGGUGCUCACCAAGGUGAAAAUGCACUCUAGUGACCGCUCUGUAAUGGAAACACCCUCUAGAGAGAUCGAACGCAGUGGUGUCGAAUAUACUUACCCUGCUCCCGAUGAGAUCCAAGAGGUCGUGGAAAGGGAUGAACAUCCACUCCUGCAAGAGGACUUGGGCUGUAUGGUAUUGGAUUCCCUGGGAAAAUAUCGUGUGUACCUCCCAUCUGCCCUGGCAAGAUAUGUCGCUCACGAGGAGAAGGCUACGUCGGAGCAGAGUCUUCCAUUCGUUGGAACCAUGCUGCUCGAAUGGCAUGCGCGAGCGCAAUCCAUCUGGAUCCCAAAGUCAUAUCACCAUUGA
Messenger RNA from Cladophialophora immunda, 501 nucleotides. RefSeq lists its product as uncharacterized. The coding region runs from base 1 to 501 and encodes 166 amino acids. Lineage: Eukaryota; Fungi; Ascomycota; Eurotiomycetes; Chaetothyriales; Herpotrichiellaceae. The transcript has 2 exons. The record is from RefSeq and is a predicted model, not a curated record.